Molecule: messenger RNA, 1107 nt
Organism: Lagopus muta (rock ptarmigan)
Lineage: Eukaryota; Metazoa; Chordata; Aves; Galliformes; Phasianidae
Product: acyl-CoA (8-3)-desaturase-like
Exons: 12
Coding region: 1-1107 (368 amino acids)
Biological process (GO): lipid metabolic process
Cellular component (GO): membrane
Molecular function (GO): oxidoreductase activity, acting on paired donors, with oxidation of a pair of donors resulting in the reduction of molecular oxygen to two molecules of water
Source: RefSeq, a predicted model, not a curated record
AUGCCGGGCAGGACGCCACGGAUUUUCAGCAUAGUAAGCGGGAAAAAGAAAGUUACUGGGGUACUUUUCUGUGAUGUGGAGGGGAGCCAGCUGGGAGCACGAAGCACCAACCAAGAAAACAAGAAUAUUCCAUCUGGCUUUAAUUUCCUGGAUCCUUUCAUAGCAUUUCAUCUUGACAAGACAUUGGUGAAAAAGUACAUGAGCCCACUCUUGAUUGGGGAAUUGGCACCGGAUCAACCCAGCUUUGAACCCAGCAAGAAUAAAAAGCUGGUAGAAGAUUUCCGUGAGCUCCGUGCUACUGUUGAGAAGAUGGGACUCCUCAAACCCAACCGUGCCUUUUUCCUCCUGCAUCUUUGUCACAUCUUGGUGCUGGAUGUUGCAGCGUGGCUCACCAUCUGGUACUUUGGAUCAUCCACCAUGCCUUUCCUCUUCUCUGCGUUGCUUCUAGGCACUGUCCAGGCUCAGGCUGGCUGGCUCCAACAUGAUUUUGGACAUCUUUCAGUCUUUAGUGAGUCCAAAUGGAACCACUGGGUGCACAAGUUUGUGAUCGGCCACUUGAAGGGAGCACCAGCCAGCUGGUGGAACCACCUUCACUUCCAGCACCACGCGAAACCCAACUGCUUCCGAAAGGACCCCGAUGUUAACAUGCACCCCUUAUUUUUUGCUUUGGGAAAAAAGCUCUCUGUAGAGCUUGGUGAACAAAAGAAGAAAUUCAUGCCUUAUAACCACCAGCACAAGUACUUCUUCAUCAUUGGUCCCCCAGCUCUGGUGCCUCUAUACUUCCAGUGGUACAUAUUCUACUUUGUAGUACAGAGGAAGAAGUGGGUGGAUCUGGCCUGGAUGCUGACCUUCUACAUCCGAUUCUUUCUCACCUACCUGCCCUUACUGGGCGUGAAGGGUAUCCUGGGGCUUCAUCUGUUAGUCAGGUUCAUAGAGAGUAACUGGUUUGUCUGGAUUACACAAAUGAAUCACAUCCCAAUGCAUAUUGAUUAUGAUAAGAAUGUGGACUGGUUCUCUACCCAGCUCCAGGCAACCUGUAAUGUUCGUCAGUCCUUAUUCAAUGACUGGUUCAGUGGACAUCUGAACUUCCAGAUUGAGCACCAGUGA